UUCCUUUUUUAGGGCAUGCACAAGAGGUGCGUGAUCCUCAAUAUUCCCGGUCUCUUCUCUGUGUUGUAAAGGUGCUGUUUAAUAUUCGCUACUAUUAUUUUGUUGAUCAAAAAUAAUAUGGCGAAGUUUGAUCUGACGGCCCGAAUAGGGCAAUACCUUGAUCGGCAUCUGGUAUUCCCGCUGUUGGAAUUUCUAUCUGCAAAGGAGAUUUAUGACGAGAAUGAGCUUCUACAGGCGAAAUUGGACAUCCUGAGCAAAACCAACAUGAUCGAUUACGCCAUCGAUAUCAGGAAACAACUUUAUCCGAAUUUCGAAGUACCGGAGGAACUUAACGAACGCCGUAAUCGGGUAUUGCAAGAGCUUGGUGAUCUUGAAGAUAAUGCCUCAGUCAUCUUGAAAUUGAUGAGCGAUGAUGAUACUAUGGAAACUAUGGAAAAAAUGAGGGACUCGAAGUCACUCAACCACUUUCUCCUCAAGGAAUCAGAUUUCAGAGUGGAGAUGAUGGAGAGCUUGGUCAAGUUGGCAAAGUAUCGUUAUGAGUGCGGAACCUACUCGGUUUCAACGUCGUACUUGUACUUCUACAUGCUUGUGAUGCCACCAACCGAUAGAAACUACUUGGAUGUCCUGUGGGGAAAAUUGGCAUCGGAAAUCUUAGUUCAAAAUUGGGAAACUGCGCUGGAAGACGUUAAUAAACUCAGAGAGUACAUAGACAGUAACGCUAUUGGCAACACUCUUCAGGUUCUUCAACAACGCACUUGGCUCAUUCACUGGAGUCUGUUCGUUUUCUUCAAUCAUGUUAAAGGCAGGGACCUUAUCAUUGAAAUGUUCUUGUACAGACCACACUACUUGAACGCAAUACAGACAAUGUGUCCGCAUAUUCUACGCUAUUUGGCAACAGCGGUAAUCAUAAAUCGAUCGAGGCGGUCUACCCUGAAAGAUCUGGUGAAAGUUAUCCAACAGGAAUCCUACACGUAUCGGGAUCCAAUCACUGAAUUUUUGGAGCACCUGUAUGUGAACUUUGAUUUUGAUGGAGCUCGUCAGAAACUGCAAGAAUGUCAGACGGUCGUCUUCAAUGACUUCUUCUUAAUUGCUCUGCUGAAUGAGUUUGUCGAAAACGCUAGAUUAAUGAUAUUCGAAACAUUCUGCAGAAUCCACCAAUGCAUCAGUAUUGAUAUGUUGGCUGAAAAACUUAACAUGAAAGCUGAUGUUGCGGAAUGUUGGAUAGUCAAUCUAAUUCGCAAUGCAAGAUUGGAUGCAAAGAUUGACAGUAAGCUGGGACAUGUUGUUAUGGGUGGACAGCCAGCUUCUCCGUACCAACAGCUGGUUGAAAAAAUCGAGACUCUGAGCGUGCGAAGUGAAGCUCUGGAGAAUCUUAUUGAGCGGAAAUUGAAGGCGAAAAAUCAGGAUUCAGUUAGCAUAGUCUGGAAUUAGCAAAGGUUCUACAAUGUAUAAAGAUUUCCACCAUUUUAAACAUUUUAUAAUCAGGAUAACGAUGUUCAGACGAAAAACGAAGAAUUUUGUAACAAACUUCCACCGGAUGUGUACCGUUUUUCUACAGUCAUUUAAGAUCACCAUGUCAAGUCAAUUUCGUUGUAAGCAGUACAUACGUGAAAUGAAUAAACUGAUUCUAAUGAAAAGAA
Messenger RNA from Neodiprion virginianus, 1640 nucleotides. RefSeq names its product eukaryotic translation initiation factor 3 subunit E (gene eIF3e). Gene Ontology annotation, cellular component: cytoplasm; nucleus; eukaryotic translation initiation factor 3 complex. The transcript is spliced from 9 exons. NCBI's taxonomy places the organism in Eukaryota, Metazoa, Arthropoda, Insecta, Hymenoptera, Diprionidae. Gene Ontology annotation, biological process: translational initiation. The record is from RefSeq and is a predicted model, not a curated record. Gene Ontology annotation, molecular function: translation initiation factor activity. Bases 118 to 1431 code for a protein of 437 amino acids.